This is a messenger RNA of Folsomia candida, 2677 nucleotides long. Its product is annotated as protein suppressor of hairy wing. The record is from RefSeq and is a predicted model, not a curated record. Bases 161 to 1996 code for a protein of 611 amino acids. Lineage: Eukaryota; Metazoa; Arthropoda; Collembola; Entomobryomorpha; Isotomidae. Gene Ontology annotation, biological process: regulation of transcription by RNA polymerase II. Gene Ontology annotation, cellular component: nucleus. Gene Ontology annotation, molecular function: DNA-binding transcription factor activity, RNA polymerase II-specific; sequence-specific DNA binding. The transcript is spliced from 8 exons.
AAAAACGCAGCGCGAAAGGUUUUUAUCUCAUUUUACUUUUUCAUCAAGACACCUGAUUUUCAUCAAUUCACAAUUUUCUCAAAAAUCAACCCCAAUCAUAGGAAAUAAUCGGAUUGCGACAGGUUUUGAAGGAAAUACGCUUGAAUAUUUUUGGAUAAAAAUGGGCCGCAUAAGUAAGCGUAAGAUGGUUCAGCGAAUGAGAUUGUUGGCCAACUGUAAGCCAAAGACUAAGAAGGCCGUUGAAAUUGAUAUUGCACCACUUGACGCCACGUCUCCGUUAUCUACUAAAUUAUUUUCCGAUACUACCAACAACCCCUCUGGUCGAAGGGUCGAGUUGGUUGAUUCAAGAAUCGAAAUGCCUUACUCUAAGCUUAAGAAGAUCCAGCUGCAGAAAAUUGAGGCUUUGGCCAUGGUGAACCGAAAGAAAACGAGUCUUUUGAAAGUUUCAGCUGCGCCACUGCACUCUUGCAUUUUGUGUUGCACCCCUACUCGCAAAACUUAUGAAAUAGUUGAUGGCAAGAAAUUCAUAGCUGCGAAAGGCAUCCGAAUUCUAUUUCUGUUACACAAAUUACUACAAUUUCCACCCGACCGGUGUGCCGACUUGGAGACGAGAUACGGUCAUCCGACGGAGUGGGUUGUUCUGUGUGACACUUGCGACGCCAUGGUGGCUGAAGGGAAGGAUUUAUCCGAGAAGAUGGAUCAUAUUUGUGCCCAGAUUCGCCAACUUCAAGCUCAGAUUGACCAAUAUAACACAAGCUUUGAGACACAUCGCGAACAGUUUGACCAACUGGAAUUUACUGUGAAAAAUCAGAUCAUACAAGUUAAAGAGGAGGUGAGAGAGGAAGAGGAAGUAAACGGUCAGGGAGACCAAGGCAAGAUUAUUGACGGCAUUGCUAAAGAAGUGCGUGCUUAUAUGGCUCAAGGCGAGGGUGGGUUUGUAUUUGGUGAAACGGGUGGAGAAGAAACAGAAGUCGAUUUUGGUAUGAUUAAGGUCGAAGAGAGUGAAAAGAUGGAUAGUUACCCUAUUCUAGAUUUUGAAGAUGCUCUUCUCGGAGUGGAAAUUAGUCCCGAUGCGGGUAAUGAUUCUGAACAUGGCGACGAUCCGCUUAGAAUGGAAUCAGAUCUGGAUUAUCAGAGGGAUAAAGAUGAAGAUUGGGCAAUUCACAAGAAAAAAAGUACAAAGUCAAAAACACUUGGUGCCGAGAAAACGACUCCAUCAAAACACGUAGAAGCCACACCUCCACCCCCCACAGAACAAACUCAAUCUCACUCCCCACAACUCCACAUCCCUUCCUGGACCUGGCCCGACUUUGUCAAAUGGCGCACUGAUCUCCUUCGUAAUAUCGACGAGGCAAAAUCCUCCAACUUGGGAACAAAGGUCCCCACGCUGGCCUGGUUGGCAGAAAAGUACGCAAUUUCCAACUUCCCCUGCCCUAACUGUGUCAAAGUUUUCUUCACCUUUGAAGGCUGGUCGCAUCACGUUACACCCUGCGAAGAACGGAGUCGCCGACCCGGAUACAAAUGCUCCCACUGUCUUUUUAACUUCCGCUACUCGCAAUCAUUGGAGGAACACUUACGAAAACAACACGUCCCAAAGGAGCACUUAACGUGUACUGGAUGUAAUGAAACUUACGUCUGUUUGACGUCCUUUAAUCUCCACGUUUCCGAAGUGAAAGCCUGUCUCGAAAAAGCCCUCCCGUGCAAGACAUGCCUCCGGCAGGGUUCUAAUUAUUUCCCGACACGAGAAGCUCUAGAAGUCCAUGAAAAUGCGAGGCAUCUACCAGAUCAUUUACUGCCGUACGCAUGUGACCAAUGUUCCAAACGAUUUAGUAGCGAGCAGGUAAUGAAGGGACAUAUGGUCGCGCUUCACGGUCCUGAGGAAGAUCUCGUCGCUGUGUGUGAAAUCUGUGGCGCUAAAUUGAAAGGAGCGGUUAGGCUAAGGCAGCAUAUUGCGAAUGUGCAUAAAUGCAGAGAACCCGGAGAGAUUCAUUUGUGAUGUGUGCGGAAAAGGGUUAAUUUCGAACACUAAGUUAAAUAUACACAAACAAAUUCAUAUUCGACCUGAAGACGCGCAACAUUUGUGCUCCGAAUGCGGCAAGACGUUUCGACUGAGGGAGUAUUUGAAAAUUCAUAUGAGGUCGCAUGACCCCGAGAGGCGGGGACAGUAUAAGGGGAGGCCGAGAGGCUGUCCGGAGAGGAAGGGAGCGGCUGGGGCGAAAAUUGGGCGACCACCGGUGAAUGAGAAGAAGGGAGAUGAUGAACAAGAAUCAAGAGAUGAGGAAUUGGAUAAUGCAUAACAUAAAUAGACUAGUGUAGAAGCCCGUCAAUUGACGUGCAAAAUAGGCCCGUGGAUAAGCCCGUUACCCCAACAUUAGUGAAGUUAGCCUCUCCUGUUCUCUCUGCAGAGCGAAGAGAGAAAAGGCGAGGCUAACUUCUCAACUCAGCCACCGACCCAGCCAGCAGCGAUACACUCGCCUGCUUUAUAUAGUUUAGAUAUUUAUCUAUGAUAAGAAUGUAGGGAACAAUGACUUCCAUAAAUUUUUAAUUACUAUUAUUUAUGGAAAAUGAAUGUGUUUAUUUUGUAUGUUUUUUUAUAUUUCAUGUCACUUCACCAAAUUUGGAAUCACGAAUCCAUUUAUUUAUUGUUAAAAUAAAAACGGUUUUGUAUUCAAGAAAA